Messenger RNA from Abrus precatorius (Indian licorice), 932 nucleotides. RefSeq lists its product as uncharacterized. The coding region runs from base 33 to 932 and encodes 299 amino acids. The transcript has a single exon. Lineage: Eukaryota; Viridiplantae; Streptophyta; Magnoliopsida; Fabales; Fabaceae. The record is from RefSeq and is a predicted model, not a curated record.
CAAUUCCUCAGAAUUCUUGUAGAAACUAAUCAAUGGUGGUUUUUGCAAGAAAGAAACGAGUUACUGACCCGUUCGAUGAAGAAGCCAAAGCGCGACUCGUUGGCGGCGAUCACCGGCAACUGAGCUACGUCAGCAGCGGGAGUGAACAUUCCGGCGCCGGCGAGUCGCUGAGCCUCUCCGAGCUCGUGCAUGAUUUCCUCGAAGACAACGAUAACUCGGGUGACUCAGCAGUGAACGAUUUUGACUCUGAGCAAGUUGACUCAGUCUCAGAUUGCAUGGACAGGGUGGAUGAUUUACACAAGUUAAUAACAACUUCCAAUGUUUCAGACUCUUAUAAAAGCUUGCUUCACGCGCACGUUUCGGAGGCAGCGGAGAAGUUCGCGUUUUUGAAGGAACGAAGCCUUUCGUUGUACCGACGAAACGUGAUGUCGUUUUUACGUGAGAAGGGGCACAAUGCGGCAAUCUGCAAAACGCAGUGGGAUUCUUCAAGCGGAAUAACCGCGGGCAAUCAUGAGUUUAUCGACGUGGUGCACUCUGGACCGACAACGUGGCAGAAAAGGUACUUCGUGGAGCUUGAUUUCAUGGGCCAGUUCGAGAUAGCUCGGCCCACGAGUAAGUACUCGGAGAUUCUGAGUUAUGUUCCUGGAAUAUUCGUUGGAACGGAAGAGGAGUUGAAACGCAGCGUUCGGGUCUUGUGCGGUGUUGCGAAGCGUUGUUUUAGGAGCAGAGAGUUAACUGUGCCUCCGUGGAGGAAGAACUGGUACAUGCAGAACAAGUGGUUCGCACCAUAUCGGAGAACCACAAACCCGGUUCAGGGAAACCCGGUUCCCACGGUGGUGGCCUCAUUGAACCGUGCCAAAUGUAGGUUGGUGGGGUUCGACGACGCCGUUUCAAAGGCCAGACGCAGCGGUGUGUUUGGUAGUACCAGAUGA